GGCAGCACCCGGGCGGAGCGGGUGCCUCAGUGUUGGGUGCCAAUGCGGGGAGGGCGUUGCAAACACGGGGCUCCUCCGCCGCCUAGGUGGAAAGUUCGCCGCUGCAUCGGACCCACGGAGCCUUGACUAAGAGAGCAGCCGGUCUUUCUGCGGAGGGGGACGCGGAGUCUCGCGAAGGCGCUUUGCUCUUUCCAGGCACCACGCAAACUUUGCAUUUCCUCGCACGCUUCCAAUUUUUUUUUUUUAACCCUCUAGGAAAAAGGCAGCUUUGCUUUUCUGGUUUGCAAGGAAAACCUCGCAGGCUAUAAAGUAGCACUUGUGUCGUGAGCAGACCCUGAGCUGGGGUAGUCCAGAAGAUGACAGAGUAUAAACUGGUGGUGGUUGGAGCAGGAGGCGUUGGGAAAAGUGCAUUGACUAUUCAGCUGAUUCAGAAUCAUUUUGUUGAUGAAUAUGAUCCUACCAUAGAGGAUUCGUACAGAAAGCAAGUAGUCAUCGAUGGGGAGACCUGCUUACUGGACAUCUUGGACACUGCUGGCCAAGAGGAAUACAGUGCCAUGCGAGACCAAUACAUGAGGACAGGAGAAGGCUUCCUCUGUGUCUUCGCUAUUAACAACACCAAGUCCUUUGAAGAUAUUCAUCAAUAUAGAGAGCAGAUCAAGAGAGUGAAGGACUCCGAUGAUGUGCCCAUGGUGUUGGUGGGGAAUAAAUGUGACCUUCCUGCCCGGACUGUGGAAACACGGCAAGCCCAGGAGCUGGCUCGGAGCUAUGGGAUUCCAUACAUAGAGACGUCAGCCAAAACUAGACAGGGAGUCGAAGAUGCCUUCUAUACUUUAGUGCGAGAGAUCCGGCAGCACAAAUUACGUAAAUUGAAUCCCCCAGAUGAAAGUGGUCCAGGCUGCAUGAACUGCAAGUGUGUAAUAUCAUGACCAAGUGGACCAGACUGUGAUUUGGAAGGCUUUCUACUAUGUGUAGCACGGAGAUGGAGGCGAUGUGAAAAUAGAAUCAAAUGGAUUCGGGGAAAGGAGAGAUGGGGUGGUGUCUGCAGCCCCCCCCCCCAAGUGCUCCACAUGGACAAUUUUAAAAAUUCACCAAGGCCUGCAAGGAACUUUUUUAUUGUUUAAACCCCCCUUUUUUUUGCCUCCCCCCCUCUUCCUGGCAGUGUGUACAAAGCCACAUAAGGAAUUGCAGUAAGUUAUUAUUUGGUGGUCUUGACACUGGUUUUGCCAUCUCUGUCAUUGUUCCAAGGGAUUGAUUGACAGUGUCUGAAAGGAAGCUCAUGCAGGGAAAGACCCAUCUUGUUUCUUCAAUCAGCUUGAGCUCAGCUCACCAAGGCCAAAGCCUGGAUGCAUCUGCAGGUGGACUGGUUUCCCACUUUGGUGCUGCAAGGCAUGUAAGGCAGGGAGCAAACUCUAAUUCACAGCUUGGAGGGCUCCAUCUGAAAGGCAGCUAGCUGUUGUCAGCAGAAGAUCAAGGCUCUUUGGAAGGUACUGCCAAGAAGAUUCACGUGCCUGUCAUUCCACUUGAGGGGGGGGAGUGUAGUGGGAAAAUAUGCUCUUGUUUUCAAGAAGUGGGUAGGAAAGGCAUAAAAAUAAUUAUAUCUAUAACUAGUUCCACAUGUCUCCGCCCAUUGAUUUAUCUCUGUGUAAACAGGGAAGGUAAUAAUGCCUCUCUUAUUUUGGGCUAAUAUUGUCUCCCCUGUGCUAGAACAACCAAGUCGUUCUUGCAGAGAGUAGAAGGUCAGUCUGGUGGACAUUCUCUUCAGGCCUGGACAGUAUCCUCAAGAGUAUUUGAGAAGGGGUGGAGGGAAAGAAGGGUGCCAGUUUUUAGAUGUAUACCUUUUUUCUUCUUCCUUUUUAUGGUGUUGGGAGAACCUGUAAAUGUAUAGAUUGACUCUACCUGAACCUGCUGAUGGAGAUUGGAGGAUCUUGGAUUUUCCAACUCUGAAUUCAGUGAGCCCAACCUUUGCUCAUUCCCUGCUGCAUCAAAAGGAAACAGUCCCUCCGUAUAUGUUUAGGAGACACGGGAAACUUUUUGUAUUUUAUUUUCCACAACCUUUGUGUCUUACAGGCUGAUUGGGAAGAAUUAUCCAGUGGGCAAGAAAGGUUGACUUGUAUGUAGGCUUUCCUGUUUGUUGUUGGCAUGGUCUCUCUCUCCCCACCCCACCUCACCAGCCUCCCCAAGAUUUUUAUGCUUGUUGCCUGUGUCAAGGCUGUCUUCCCUGGUGUGCUUAUUGCAAAAUUUGUGUACUACUUGGAGGUGGAGCUGGUCUUUGGAGACAUGGGAGCCUGUUUCCGUGUUCCUGCUCCAUUCUCCACUCUCCCUUGUAGCUGCUGUGCCUACGUAAUUGCAUGCACAGCUCCGAAUCCUGCUGUCAGGGAGCAGUUCCUCUGUAUGUCUGUGACUGUACUUGCUGUAAUUCAAAGCUCUUCUGGUAAGAUAUCACAACCAGAUCCCUCAUCACUGGCUGAAUUAAAGAAAACCAGCCUAAUAAUUAGAUAACAAGCAUGAUUUUUUAAAACUGUUGGGAGUAUUAAAGAGAACCCAAACCUAGCCUUAAAUGUCAUUAAAAGCGAUUUUGUUCUCAAAA
This is a messenger RNA of Pantherophis guttatus, 2587 nucleotides long. RefSeq names its product HRas proto-oncogene, GTPase (gene HRAS). Gene Ontology annotation, molecular function: GTPase activity; GTP binding. Gene Ontology annotation, biological process: signal transduction. The record is from RefSeq and is a predicted model, not a curated record. NCBI's taxonomy places the organism in Eukaryota, Metazoa, Chordata, Lepidosauria, Squamata, Colubridae. Gene Ontology annotation, cellular component: membrane.